AGCAUCAGAGGCAGGACUGCGAGCGCGACGAGGAUUUAGCAGCAGUCGAGUACCCCCUCCAGUCAGUCCCGGAGCGCGCGCAGAGUGGAACACACUUGAACUAUGGAUCUCAAAGUGAUCGUGCUGUUGGCCGUCCUCGCAGUGACAAUGUAUGCGCCCGUUUCUCACGCCAAGCCCAUCAGUCUGGUGGAGAGGUGCUGGUGUCGGUCCACGGUGAAUACGGUCUCCCAGCGCAGCAUCAGAGAACUCAAGUUCCUUCACACACCAAACUGUGCCUUACAAGUCAUUGCCAAACUGAAGAACGGAAAGGAGGUGUGUGUGAACCCUGAGACCAAGUGGCUCCAGACGUACCUGAAGAACGCCAUAAACAAAAUGAAGAGGACCAAACAGUGAGAUGACUGCAUCCAAGCAGCAGCGGAUCAGAACCCCCCCUACACACAGACACACACAGACACACACACACACACACACACACACACACACACACACACACACAAACACUCCAGACAUCUGAGGGUUUCAUUGUCACUCCAGCACUUACUCAGCCAAUCAGCUCUCUUCCUCUGCCAGCCAAUCAGCUCAAUUUUACGUCAGCCAAUCAAGCAGUCAGUCCUCUUCAAUACCAGCCAAUCAGUUUCCUUCAUCUUCCAACCAAUCGUCUCGCUUCAUCGGUCAACCAAUCUCUGCCUCGAGGCACCUACCCAUCAAGCAACUGGAGCUGUCAAUCAAGUCAAUCAAAUAUCCGUCCAAUCACCUCUUCAAAUCCCUCAGAGACUCCUCCUCCACACAAGUGUAAUUAUAUCGUAUAUAAAUGUUUAUUAUAUAAAUAUAUAAAUGUGUGUCUGUACGUCUGAUGUAUAUACCAUGAAUUUUUUUACCUAAUAAUCCAGUAAAGCGUUAUUUUUGGAGUAGCCGUUGCAUUUACGCCUUUCUCUCUGCUGGUGGGGGUGGGGGGCAUAAGGAUCAGCAUCUUGGGGGGGGGGGGGGUUGCAAGGGGGGCAUCUGUGUCAUCUACGAUAGAGAAGGAGGCCUUCCACACACACGCAGCAGAGGAAAGGGUUAGUGUGCGAGAGAGAGAGAAAGAGCACACAGAGGAAAGGUUAGUAGAGGCGUGUGUAAUAGAGACCAAGCCCAGUCACGAGAACAGAUGAGACAUGCAGAUGGCAGCUCAGACCUGUGCCGUAUUCAUGCCAGUUCUGUGCCGCAUGCGUAACAGACCUGUGCCGUAUGUGUGCCAGUCUCGGCUGUGGUAAUAAUGGCCAGUGUCCACUAUCAGAUUUGUGAACGGUGGGAAAGUUCUGUUCUCUCGUUCUGUUUUCGGCUCAUGACAAGCUGUUUUCUUUCUCUGGAUCGCCAGCGUAAACAAGCCCCCAAGCAAACCGGUUUCAUUUUACUUUUCAGAGAACGUAAUGAGCCUUACUGGAAGUUGUUCUCUGUGUUCUGUGUGUGUGUGUGUGUGUGUGUACAACUGAACAUCUGGACAUGAGCACAAUGUUAAUGGAGCAGUCAGUGUAUGUGUGGCAUGCGGCGUAAUUGCAUCAUUAGUCCAAAUACUGGGUGUCACACAAACACACACAGCUCCCACUCUCUCACACUAAUGUACACAAACACACACACACACACACACACAAACACACACACACACACACACACACACAGCUUUCACUCUCUCUCACACACAGAUCUCUCUCACACACACACACACACAGAUCUCACUCGCAAACAUACCAAGCCUUAGCCCAAAUAAUCAACAUCUCCUUCCCACAAAACCAUUGUAAGGACAAACAUCUUUCACACACACAAACCCAACACUGUCCUCUUACAUCAACGUACACACACACACACACACACACACACACACACAACACUGACAUGAACAUACACACACACACACAACACUGUCCUCUUACAUCAACAUACACACAUACACAACACUGUUCUCUGUAGCUUUGUCAUAUCUACAGAUACACUCAUAGAAAUGCAUUAAGGGCUAACCAGUUAGCAUAUACAUCCAUAGAAAUGCAUUAAGGGCUAACCAGUUAGCAUAUACAUCCAUAGAAAUGCCUUAAGGGCUAACCAGUUAGCAGAUACAUCCAUAGAAAUGCAUUAAGGGCUAACCAGUUAGCAGAUACAUCCAUAGAAAUGCAUUAAGGGCUAACCAGUUAACAUAUGAGCUGGGGGCGAUCAGGGUCUAAUCCAGUCUAGAUUCAUCAGCAUUAGCAUUGGAAUUAGCAGUAGCAUCGGUCUUUAAUUAUCUGUUGUCUAUAAGAAAGUUGGCUACCUAUUCACAUUUAUAUACUUUGGAAUAUGAAGGCACUUUAUAACAGAUUAUUUUGUAUGAAAAUCUGUGUUUUUCUCCUCUACAGCCACAUGUCUAGCAUCCUUCCAGUUAUGUAUUAUAGUAUCCAUGGUAUUACAGUUUUACUGAAAAUAAAUAAUUUUUAUCCAAAAAAAAA
Clupea harengus (Atlantic herring) is the source of this 2456-nucleotide messenger RNA. RefSeq names its product C-X-C motif chemokine ligand 12a (gene cxcl12a). Gene Ontology annotation, molecular function: chemokine activity. NCBI's taxonomy places the organism in Eukaryota, Metazoa, Chordata, Actinopteri, Clupeiformes, Clupeidae. Gene Ontology annotation, cellular component: extracellular region. The record is from RefSeq and is a predicted model, not a curated record. Gene Ontology annotation, biological process: defense response; chemotaxis; immune response.